AUGCCACGAAAGCUCAGCACGGAUUCAUCGGGCCCGCAAGAAGAAAUGCAAGAGGCACUUUCAAAAGCAAGUAGACGGGAAAAAGACCAAACGCCAAAGACCGCACGUGAUGGGAUCAUCGAUUUAAAACGCCCAGUGCCCGUUAAACUCGACGCACAGGCUUGCGAAAUCGCGACGGCUCAGUCUCGAAUACUGCACUUGGCCGGACGAACGUCGGUCGAUGCUGAGAUGAGGCAGUGGAAAGUACACAUCACGACAGUGGAGACGAAAAAGCCUGAAGCCAGCGAGGCCGCAAUAAUACGCUUCAAUUAG
Molecule: messenger RNA, 312 nt
Organism: Protopolystoma xenopodis
Lineage: Eukaryota; Metazoa; Platyhelminthes; Monogenea; Polystomatidea; Polystomatidae
Source: the annotation of a GenBank genome assembly